This is a messenger RNA of Musa acuminata subsp. malaccensis (wild Malaysian banana), 956 nucleotides long. RefSeq names its product vesicle-associated membrane protein 711. Gene Ontology annotation, biological process: vesicle-mediated transport. Gene Ontology annotation, cellular component: membrane. The record is from RefSeq and is a predicted model, not a curated record. Lineage: Eukaryota; Viridiplantae; Streptophyta; Magnoliopsida; Zingiberales; Musaceae.
CCUUCCUUCUCCGUCUUCCUUUCCAUCUUUUUUUUUCCCCUCGUCAACUCUUGAGAUUAUUAGGUGAAAUUAAUUACACAGAGGGAGAAAGAGGAGAAGAGGAGACAAGGAGAUGGCGAUCCUCUACGCUCUGGUGGCGCGGGGAUCGGUGGUGUUGGCGGAGUUCAGCGGGGCCACCACGAACGCGAGCGCCGUGGCGCGGCAGAUACUGGAGCGCAUACCCGGUGCCACCGAUACCCACGUAUCGUACUCCCAGGACCGCUACGUCUUCCACGUAAAGCGCACCGACGGCAUCACGGUCCUCUGCGUCGCCGACGACACCGCCGGCAGAAGAAUUCCUUUUGCAUUUCUUGAGGAUAUUCAUGGAAGAUUUGUGAGGACAUAUCGUCAUGCUUGUCACACUGCCCCUGCUUAUGCAAUGAAUGAUGAGUUUUCUCGGGUGUUAAGUCAACAGAUGGACUACUAUUCAAAUGAUCCUAAUGCAGAUAGGAUGAAUCGCAUCAAGGGUGAAAUGAGUCAGGUGCGCGAUGUCAUGAUAGAGAAUAUUGACAAAGUACUAGAAAGAGGAGACCGAUUGGAGUUGCUGGUUGACAAAACUACAAACAUGCAAGGAAACACUAUUCGCUUUAGGAAACAAGCUCGUCGUUUUAGGAAUACUGUUUGGUGGAGAAAUGUUAAACUCACGGUUGCUCUGAUUCUACUUAUCCUGAUCAUAAUAUAUGUCGUGCUUGCAUUUGUCUGCCAUGGCAUCGCUUUGCCAUCUUGUAUCAGGUAGAAUGAGUUUUUUUUUUUUUCUCCUAUGGUGGUUACAAGUUGUGAACCCAACAUAUCUAUUGAGUGUGCGUGCAUUAUAUUGGUUUCAGUUCGUCCGUUGACAUAUUUGAUGUGACUACCUUUGGGAAAGAUCUGUAAUUAAAAUGAUAUUCUCUAUUAUUGGUGAUGUCGGUUUUGAUCAA